ACUGCAUGUGUCAGCUGUGUCAACAAACAUCAGCUGCCACAACAACCAGCUGACGACAACACCUGAUCUGGAUCCGCCAUUCACGCCACCUGAGGCCUAAAGCCGCCUGGGGAGAGCCAGCACACACCUGGAGUGACUUACACCCACCCGAGGAGAUUGACACCCACCUAUAUAGGCCUACAAUAAGAGUGGAAAGCAGAGCGCCUCGUCAUAAUAUUAGGCGAGAGCCUGCUCUCUCUCUUUCUCUUAUCACAAGGAUGCUACUCAUCCACCGGCCCUAUCACACCUGAUUGAUCAUGUCAGACGACAGCUGGUUAAACACACUACGAUGGGGUCUGAGCGGGACAUCGGCCCUGGCCAUGAUGUUUGGGGGUGUAGUUCCAUACAUUCCGCAGUAUCUGGAGAUCAAACGGACAGAGAACCCCGAGGGAUUCUCUCUUUAUGUGUGCCUUGUACUAUUAAUUGCCAACACAUUAAGAAUAUUGUUUUGGUUUGGCCAUUGGUUUGAGCUGCCAUUGCUUUUCCAGAGUAUAAUCAUGAAUAUUACCAUGAUGAUGAUCAUAUCACUAUGUGUAUCUAUCCGUAAUAGAGGUCAGCUCGUGCAUGGAAAAGAACAUGUGUUCACUGAUUUUGACUAUGAUUAUUUUUGGGAAUGGAGUGAUGUGCAGUCAUAUGUGGAGUUUAUGCUGACAUUCUCCACGAUGGGUUGUCUUCUUAUGUAUGUGUUCAUCGACUCUGCCGUCUUUGUGGAAACAGCUGGCUUCAUCUCUGUAUUGACAGAAGCGUUACUUGCUGUUCCACAGUUUUACAAAAACUUUGUAACCAAAUCAACUUUUGGAAUGAGCAGGCAAAUGGUGCUGAUGUGGCUGAUGGGGGACUCGUUUAAAACUGUUUACUUCUGGUUACGGGCAGCUCCUCUUCAAUUCUUCAUUUGCGGUUGUCUGCAGAUCUGUAUUGAUAUAGCAGUGUUGCUUCAGUGCUUUGUUUAUAGAAAAAAAAACUCGCACUUAAUUAAUUAGCUAUAUCGAUCAAUAUUAUCAAAUUUUUUUCAGGAGAGCAAAGGAAACAAUGCACAAUUUGUUGAUGUGGAAUUUGUGAUCAUUACAGAACAAACAAUAGCUGGAUAGGCUAGAGUAUUGUUGUAAACAAAUGCAAAUCUCUGCCAUUGUUUAACUUAUGUAUGAUUUGAUGCUUUAUAUCAUAUGUGCAAUGUCUUAUCAAAAGAAUUUGUUGUGCCUUAACAUUUAUUAAUUAUUGAGUUAUCAAGUCUUAACUUGUAUAACAGUAAAGAUCAUGGGAAACAUGCUUAUUUGCAGUAUGUAUGUAUGUAUGUAUAUGUAGGUAUGUGAAAAAUAAAUAUAUAUAUAUAUUUAUAUAUAUAUAUA
Procambarus clarkii (red swamp crayfish) is the source of this 1385-nucleotide messenger RNA. RefSeq names its product solute carrier family 66 member 2. Gene Ontology annotation, biological process: retrograde transport, endosome to Golgi; phospholipid translocation. Gene Ontology annotation, cellular component: endosome; trans-Golgi network. Lineage: Eukaryota; Metazoa; Arthropoda; Malacostraca; Decapoda; Cambaridae. The record is from RefSeq and is a predicted model, not a curated record.